Molecule: messenger RNA, 1140 nt
Organism: Elgaria multicarinata webbii
Lineage: Eukaryota; Metazoa; Chordata; Lepidosauria; Squamata; Anguidae
Gene: HAUS1
Product: HAUS augmin like complex subunit 1
Exons: 9
Coding region: 52-912 (286 amino acids)
Biological process (GO): centrosome cycle; spindle assembly
Cellular component (GO): HAUS complex; cytosol
Source: RefSeq, a predicted model, not a curated record
AGGGUCAGGGAAGAAAGCGGGAGGUUUGCAAGAGAAGAGGGCGUCGCAGGCAUGGAGGAGAAGUUCCACAAGGUUGCUUUGUGGUUGAAAAAGACAUAUGGGGACGAGCUCAUCCCUCCACAUGAAACAGAUACGCGAACGGUUGAUAUUCUGUAUGAACUGGCAGAGUGCAAUGAGUCGAGAGAUGGGGACGUCAGCCUGCUGAUUGAUGACAUGAAGCAGAAAGCAGCAGAGUAUGAAUCGGAUGGCAGCUAUCUACAGGAUCUUUUGACGGAGAGUCUGAAUCUUUCUUUCAGCAGCCUGUCUAAGGUCAGCACCAGCUUUCUGAACAACUUGGUGGACACAGCCUUGGCCCUUGAAACAAAGGACACGUCUCUUGCAAGCUUCAUUCCUGCCAUCAAUGACUUGACUUCAGAUCUAUAUGCAGUAGAAUCGAAAAACAAAGACAUGGAGCUUGAACUGAAAAACCUGAGGAAGAAACUCACCUUGGCGCUGGUUCUGGAAAAACAUCUCAAAGAUGACCUCAUGAAAACAGAAGAACUUCUAGUAAUGGAAAAAGCCAAAGCUGAUAGCAGGACCCAGAACAUGAAGUUCCUAAAAGACAAAUCUGAGGAUAUGAAAUUCAGAGUCAAGGCGGCAGAGGAACAACUUUCUGCGAGUGGGAUGGAUGCUUCCCUGACUCAUGAGUCUCUAGUGAAUCUUUCAGAGAAACUGGUAGAAUUGAAGAAGCAGGCAGCGCCUUUGAAGAAGAAACUGGAGUCUUAUCUGGACCUUACACCUAGCCCUUCUCUCGCUCGAGUGAAGAUUGAAGAAGCGAAGAGGGAGCUGGAAGCACUUGAGGCAGAGUUUUCAGAAAAGGUGGACAUGACAGCACUUUCAAUAACUUUACCUACCAAACGUCAAUUUACCUAACGACCCUGGUGUACACAAAAGGGACAGUUGUGAAUUUUGUGAAUGUUGGUAUGUCUUUCUUGCCUUCACAUGGCAUUACCCUGUCUUUCACCUUCAUUUCUCCAACAAAAGCAAUAUUUUUUAAAAAAUAUAUACAGCUUUUGCAUUUUGUAUAUAUUUAUAGUUGUGUUCCCCACCCCAUGAGAAUGUUUCACUGUUCAAUCUUUCUGAAUAAACCUUUUACAAUAA